This is a messenger RNA of Mercenaria mercenaria, 447 nucleotides long. RefSeq lists its product as uncharacterized. The record is from RefSeq and is a predicted model, not a curated record. The transcript has a single exon. Lineage: Eukaryota; Metazoa; Mollusca; Bivalvia; Venerida; Veneridae. Bases 1 to 447 code for a protein of 148 amino acids.
AUGUUAGACUCAAAAGGACUGUUGAGAGUUUGUGGAAGGUUGGAUUAUGCAUCAUUGGACACAGGGGAGAAAACUCCGGUUAUCAUUCCCGGAAAGUCUCACAUCGCUGUGUUGCUCGUUAGACAUCACCAUGAGAAGGUAGCUCACCAAGGCCGCUAUUUAACAGAAGGAGCCGUUCGUUCAGCCGGCUUCUGGAUCACGGGCGGAAAGAGACUUAUCAACAGUGUAAUUCAUAACUGUGCACGGUGCCGUAGGCUGAGACGACCCGUUAAAACUCAAAAGACGUCUGAUCUGCCUCCCUGUAGCGUAACGGCUUUCGCACCAUUCACGUACGUUGACACCUUUGGCCCCUGGUCUAUUUUGACUCGUAAAACAAGAGGUGGGGCGAGUAACUCCAAGCGAUGGGCUAUACUGUUUUUUGUUUAUAUACCAAAGAAGUACACAUAG